Sebastes umbrosus (honeycomb rockfish) is the source of this 933-nucleotide messenger RNA. Its product is annotated as olfactory receptor 11A1-like. The record is from RefSeq and is a predicted model, not a curated record. The transcript has a single exon. Gene Ontology annotation, cellular component: membrane. The coding region runs from base 1 to 933 and encodes 310 amino acids. Gene Ontology annotation, molecular function: olfactory receptor activity; G protein-coupled receptor activity. Gene Ontology annotation, biological process: G protein-coupled receptor signaling pathway. Lineage: Eukaryota; Metazoa; Chordata; Actinopteri; Perciformes; Sebastidae.
AUGAUGAUGAUGAACUCUACUCAGGUUUCAUAUUUUGCUCUCGUUGCGUACUUUGACACCGGGCUGUUUAAAUAUCUCUACUUCCUUCUCAUCAUGUCUUUAUAUGUUUUCAUAGUUAGUGCCAAUGUGUUGCUCAUCGUGGUUAUCUGUAGUAACAGAAGCUUACAUGAACCUAUGUACCUUUUCCUGUGCAGCCUGUUUGUAAAUGAACUGUAUGGUAGUACAGGGUUGUUUCCAUUCCUUCUGGUUCAGAUCCUCUCUGACAUUCACACUGUUGCUGCUCCGCUCUGCUUCCUGCAGAUCUUCUGCGUUUAUACGUACGUGUGCGUUGAGUUUUUAAACUUAGCCGUCAUGUCUUAUGACCGAUAUCUGGCCAUCUGUUGUCCUCUACAGUAUAACACACGUAUGACCUUGAACAAGGUCGCCGUGCUCGUCGCUGUCACCUGGUUGUUUCCUGUUGUAGCGAUCGCUGUGUUGAUAUCUCUGAGCGUUCCUCUCCAGCUGUGUGGGAACGUCAUUAACAAAGUCUACUGUGGGAACUACUCCAUCGUUAAACUGGCCUGUUCUGACACCAGCGUUAAUAACAUCUACGGCCUCAUCUACACCGUCGUCUCCAUCAUCAUCCCUCUGCUGUUGAUCCUCUACACCUAUAUAAAGAUCCUGAUGGUGUGUUUCUCUGGCUGUAAGCAGACCAGACAGAAAGCUGUCAGUACCUGCACACCUCACCUGGCCUCUCUGCUCAACUUCUCCUUCGGAGGUUGUUUCCAGAUCUUACAGAGCCGGUUUGAUAUGAGCGGCGUUCCCAACAUGAUGAGGAUCUUUCUGUCGUUAUACUUCCUGAGCUGCCAGCCUCUCUUCACCCCGCUCCUCUACGGCCUCAACAUGUCCAGGAUACGCAGCGCAUGCAGACGGGUGUUGUGUGGAGAUGGGUAG